Molecule: messenger RNA, 4145 nt
Organism: Epinephelus lanceolatus (giant grouper)
Lineage: Eukaryota; Metazoa; Chordata; Actinopteri; Perciformes; Serranidae
Source: RefSeq, a predicted model, not a curated record
CUGCAGUCGAGACAAGUCUCUUUGUUUCUCUCUCAACUGAAUCCAGCAGGUUAUUAUUUCUUCACAACACAGCAGACUCUCUGCAGGACACUGAGUGUAGACAUGUCUGCUGCCAGCUGUCUGCUGACUGAAGAUCAGUUUCUGUGCUCCAUCUGUCUGGAUGUGUUCACUGAUCCAGUCACCACACCAUGUGGACACAACUUCUGUAAAACCUGCAUCACUACACAUUGGAAAAUGAAUGUCAAGUGUCAGUGUCCCAACUGUAAAAAGCUUUUCUACACCAGACCUGAACUGCAGGUCAACACUUUCAUCUCUGAGAUGGCUGCUCAGUUCAGACAGUCAGCUCAACAGAAAGCCAGCAGCAGCAGCUCAGAGCAACAAGUUUCCAAACCAGGAGAAGUUCCCUGUGACAUCUGCACUGGAACCAAACUGAAGGCCCUGAAGUCCUGCCUGGUGUGUCUGGCCUCCUACUGUGAGACUCACCUGGAGCCUCAUCUGACAAAACCAGGCCUUAAAAGACAUCAGCUGAUCGACCCUGUGGAGAACCUGGAAGACAGGAUGUGUCUGAAGCACGAUAAACUGCUGGAGCUGUUCUGUAAGACCGACCAGAUGUGUGUCUGCAUGCUCUGCACUGUUUCAGACCACAAGACACAUGAUGUUGUUCCUCUGAGAGAAGAAUAUGAAGGAAAGAAGGCCGAGCUGGGGAAGACAGAGGCUGAAAUUCAGCAGAUGAUCCUGAAGAGACGACUGAAGAUUGAGGAGAUCAAACACUCAGUGGAGCUCAGUGAGGAAGAUGCAGACAGAGAGAUAGCAGAUGGUGUUCAGGUCUUCACCGCUCUGAAGGAGUCUGUUGAGAGAAGCCAGGCCGAGCUCAUGGACACGAUCAAAGAGAAGCAGAGAAAGACAGAGAAACAGGCUGAAGGCUUCAUCAAAGAGCUGGAACAGGAAAUCUCUGAGCUGAAGAAGAGGAGCACUGAGGUGGAGCAGCUCUCACGCUCUGAAGACCACCUCCACCUCCUCCAAAGCUUCAUGUCCCUGAACACUGCUCCACCCACCAAGGACUGGACAGAGGUCAGCGUCCGUCCACCUUCAUAUGAGGGGACUGUGAGGAGAGCUGUGAGUCAGCUGGAGGAGACGCUCAGUAAACAGAUGAAGAAGCUGUUUGAGGUCGAGCUGAAGAGGGUCCAGCAGUCUGCAGUGGAUGUGACACUCGAUCCUGAUACAGCACAUCCCAAACUCAUCCUGUCUGAUGAUGGGAAACAAGUAAUGCUUGGUAAAGUUUCUAAGAAUCUCCCAAACAAUCCAGAGAGAUUUGAUAUUUGUGUUAAUGUCUUAGCAAAGCAGAGUUUCUCUUCAGGAAGAUUUUAUUAUGAGGUUCAGGUUAAAGGGAAGACUGAAUGGAAUUUAGGAGUGGCCAGAGAGUCGAUCAACAGGAAGGGAAGAAUCCCAGCAAACCCCCAGAAUGGCUUCUGGUUAUUAUCUUUGAGAAAUGAAAAUGAGUACUAUGCCCAUGCCGACCCUUCAGUCCGUCUCUCUCUGAAGUCUCAGCCUGAGAAGGUGGGGGUGUUUGUGGAUUAUGAGGAGGGUCUGGUCUCCUUUUAUGAUGUUGAUGCUGCAGCUCUUAUCUACUCCUUUACUGGCUGCCGCUUCACUGAGAAACUCUACCCAUACUUCAGUCCUUGUACUAACAAUGAUGGUAAAAACUCUGCCCCUCUGAUCAUCUCUUCUGUCACACUAAGUAGAACAAGCAGAGCUAUGAUGUCACAUUUCCUGAAAGUCAGUGUGAGUGAGAGCAGAGCUGCAGUGGAGACAAGUCUCUGUGUUUCUCUCUACAGAAACAUUCAACUGAAUCCAGCAGGUUUUCAUCAACAACAAACACUGAGUGUAGAUAUGUCUGCUGCCAGCUGUCUGCUGACUGAAGAUCAGUUUCUGUGCUCCAUCUGUCUGGAUGUGUUCACUGAUCCAGUCAGCACACCAUGUGGACACAACUUCUGUAAAACCUGCAUCACUGAACACUGGAGUACUAAUGUCCCCUAUCAGUGUCCAAACUGUAAAGAGGUUUUUGAUCCAAGACCUCAACUUCGAGUCAACACUUUCAUCUCUGAGAUGGCUGCUCAGUUCAGACAGUCAGCUCAACAGAAAGCCAGCAGCAGCAGCAGCAGCUCAGAGCAACAAGUUUCCAAACCAGGAGAAGUUCCCUGUGACGUCUGCACUGGAACCAAACUGAAGGCCCUGAAGUCCUGCCUGGUGUGUCUGGAAUCCUACUGUGAGACUCACCUGGAGCCUCAUCUGACAAGAUCAGGCCUGAAAAGACAUCAGCUGAUCGACCCUGUGGAGAACCUGGAAGGCAGGAUGUGUCUGAAGCACGAUAAACUGCUGGAGCUGUUCUGUAAGACCGACCAGAUGUGUGUCUGCAUGCUCUGCACUGUUUUAGACCACAAGACACAUGAUGUUGUUCCUCUGAGAGAAGAAUAUGAAGGAAAGAAGGCCGAGCUGGGGAAGACAGAGACUGAAAUUCAGCAGAUGAUCCAGAAGAGACGACUGAAGAUUGAGGAGAUCAAACACUCAGUGGAGCUCAGUGAGGAAGAUGCAGACAGAGAGAUAGCAGAUGGUGUUCAGGUCUUCACCGCUCUGAAGGAGUCUGUUGAGAGAAGCCAGGCCGAGCUCAUGGACACGAUCAAAGAGAAGCAGAGAAAGACAGAGAAACAGGCUGAAGGCUUCAUCAAAGAGCUGGAACAGGAAAUCUCUGAGCUGAAGAAGAGGAGCACUGAGGUGGAGCAGCUCUCACGCUCUGAAGACCACCUCCACCUCCUCCAAAGCUUCAUGUCCCUGAACACUGCUCCACCCACCAAGGACUGGACAGAGGUCAGCGUCCGUCCACCUUCAUAUGAGGGGACUGUGAGGAGAGCUGUGAGUCAGCUGGAGGAGACGCUCAGUGAACAGAUGAAGAAGCUGUUUGAGGUCGAGCUGAAGAGGGUCCAGCAGUCUGCAGUGGAUGUGACACUCGAUCCUGAUACAGCACAUCCCAACCUCAUCCUGUCUGAUGAUGGGAAACAAGUAAAGCUUGGUAAAGUUUCUAAGAAUCUCCCAAACAAUCCAGAGAGAUUUGAUAUUUGUGUUAAUGUCUUAGCAAAGCAGAGUUUCUCUUCAGGAAGAUUUUAUUAUGAGGUUCAGGUUAAAGGGAAGACUGAAUGGAAUUUAGGAGUGGUCAGAGAGUCGAUCAACAGGAAGGGAAGAAUCCCAGCAAACCCCCAGAAUGGCUUCUGGUUAUUAUCUUUGAGAAAUGAAAAUGAGUACUAUGCCCAUGCCGACCCUUCAGUCCGUCUCUCUCUGAAGUCUCGGCCUGAGAAGGUGGGGGUGUUUGUGGAUUAUGAGGAGGGUCUGGUCUCCUUUUAUGAUGUUGAUGCUGCAGCUCUUAUCUACUCCUUUACUGGCUGCCGCUUCACUGAGAAACUCUACCCAUACUUUGGUCCUUGUACUAACAAUGAUGGUAAAAACUCUGCCCCUCUGAUCAUCUCUCCUGUCAGUCACACAGAGUAGAGCAGUGGUUCCCCACUGGUCCAUCCUGGGGUCCAGAUUUUCUCUUAGUCAUUUGUACAAGGUCCAUACGUUCAGCAUCAUACUUGCCUUUGGCAAUGUUGUCAAACUACUUCGCUGUCUCUGUCAAGUAGUCGCUUACUCUACAGUAGGAAACUGCACUUCAAAAUAAAAGCGCUGUGCUGGAAAUUUACUGCACUUAAACAUAAAAUGAUUGACUGAAUGAAACUGACACAUUUGUGAGUCACUUGUGGUCCAUUCAGAAUAUCCCAUGAUCCACUAUUGGACAAAGACCCACCACCUGGGAACCACUGGAGUAGAACAAUCAUUUGAUUUACUGCAGAAAGAUUCACCAUUAAGUAAUGUUAAACAUGUAUAUUUUUUUGUUGAUGCCCAGUGUUUACAUUGUUGUUUUAUCAGAUUCUUAUCAAUGUGCUUUUUUGCAUUUUGUAUUUUUUGUUUUGUACAUUAUUUUUAUGUUUCACAUUGCUACUUACUACUACAAGUAUGGCUGCCCCCUAAUAGUUGACCAAACGUUGGUCGACCAUAAAGGUCAUUAGUUGGCAAGAUUUCAUUAGUCGCAGAAAAAACAAACAAACAAACAGACA